This is a messenger RNA of Rhodamnia argentea, 2432 nucleotides long. RefSeq names its product PHD finger protein At2g01810-like. The record is from RefSeq and is a predicted model, not a curated record. Lineage: Eukaryota; Viridiplantae; Streptophyta; Magnoliopsida; Myrtales; Myrtaceae.
UCGCGCAGUGGGAGACUCCUGGAAUGGGAAGAAGCAUGUUCAAGUCCGAGCCCGAGUCCCGCACGAAGCGCAAGAGGAGGAGGCCGGCAGCCUCUCCCUCUUCUCCCCCACCCCCCGCCCCGUUCUCCUCCCACCCCAUGGAUUUCUCCGGCCCCUUCCGCGAUAGCGUCCGCCGCUUCCUCGAGGAACGCGCCAAGCGCCAAGACCGCUCCACCGUCGACGGCUACCCCGCGUGGCGCACCGUCGUGGGCAGCGUCCCCGGCAGCGGCGUCGUCGUCCCCCUCUACACCGUCGAGGAGGACGUCCAAGGCUCCCCGCGGCCCUUCUGCGACGUCUGCAGAUGCGUCGGUUGGAGUCACCAUUUUGUGUCCAAGAGGAGAUAUCACUUCAUCAUUCCCAGAGAAGGUGAAUGGACUGAACCCAUGAGCGGAGACAUACUCAAGCUUGACACUCAUCUUUUACAUGGCAUGAUCCACUGCAAUGGUUUCGGGCAUCUUCUCUGUAUUGAUCGUGAUGAGGAGGGCUCUCGUUCUAAUCACGCAGAAGCAUUGAUGGACCUGUGGGAUCAAAUCUGUGCGAAUCUUCGAGCCAGGAAAAUCACAGUCCAUGAUAUGUCAAGGAAGCGUUCCAUGGACCUUCCGUCGCUGUAUGAACUUGCAUAUGGACGCUCUUGGUUUGCGAAAUGGGGUUACAAGUUUAAUCUUGGAAGUUUCGGAGUCACAGAAGAGAAAUACAGCAGAGCACUUGAAGUUCUUGGAUCAUUAGAUAUCAACACCAUUGUUCAAGACUUUAUUCACACAAGCCAUGGCAGAGCAAUUCGGCAAAUCAUACGUAAAUAUGAAGUUGCCAGUGAGUCUCGAUUGGUCACCAUUAGUGACCUGCUGAAGUUUGUUCUUGCUUUCAAGCACAAACAUCCGAUCCAGAAAAAUACUACCAUGGAAGGAUACCCUGCGGUCUGUUCUGAAUCGCCAAUGGUAACAGACAAUCGAAAGCCUAUUCAGCUCAAUACAAUUGAUAAUAUUGCACCAGCACUGUCUGCUAAUAUCUCAAGAUCCUAUGAAGAGAAGAAUAGCACAGUUGACGAUAAUUCUGCAAAAGAUACAUCUUCAAUUUCCGCACUUCCUGUUGCAGAAUUAUAUUCUAGAUGGCCAACAAAAAGGUUGGAGCAUGCAGCUAAAAUUAUAGUCAACACUUUGAAAGAACACAAAGCAGAUGCUAAAGGACACCAAAGCAUGUCCAGGCAAGAAUUGCGAGAUGCUGUCCGUCUAUAUAUCGGAGAUACUGGACUAAUUGAUUUCGUCAUAAAAAACAUAGACAAUACAAUCGUGGGCAGUCGGAUUGUUCGUCGCAAGAUGAACCCCCGAACCAAAACUCUGGAAUUUACUGUUCAAGAAGCUGGCAAGGUGGAAAAGCUUGAAGAUAGAGAUAGUUUGCGUUCACGUUCUCCAGCUGUAGAGCAAGAGUUUGAUGUUUACAAGGACUUGUUGUGUUUGUAUGAGAACAUUUUGUUUGGCUACCCGGAUUCUCACCCUGUGAGUUUGGCUACCGGGGUGAUCCGGGACAGUAAGCAUUUCGUCAAGGAAUGGAAAUAUGCAAACGCAAAGGAUGAGAAGCUCAUGAGAAUCACAUGCAGAGUCAUGCCAACUUACGCUGAGUUGGUGUCGCAUUUGACACGGUCACUCCCGCCAGGCGAGUUGGUUGAUGUCCCUCAAAGCGCGACGAACGGCGAGCUCAAGCUGGCUGUGCAGAGAGCACUGAGGGACACAUACGUCAUAAUGGACCAGUUCAUUGUGAGGGAAGUGAAAGCUUGCGAAACGCAGGUGCGCGAUGACCAGCAAGUGCAGCAUUCUGUUCUGGAGUCACAAAUGGAGGUGUUGGUCAGAGGGCAAGGGCUAGACUUGAAGAGUAAACUGAGGUAUGAAGGCGGGACAGAUAAUUGGAUGGUGGAUCAUCAAGAGGACAAUGGCGAGAGGAUGGUGGCUUGUGAUGCUUGUCAGGGGUGGCAGCAUACCUUGUGCGCCGGUAUCAAGGACGACGAUAUGUUCAUAUGUGGUAGGUGCAAUGCAGCGAAGCACAAGAAGAACUGACUAGGUAUAUAUGUUCCUUUUUUGUUCCUUUCCUUUCUGGGGUCAGAGAACUGGUAAAUAUCAUUCAGUCAAUUUUGUUCAUGGCUCUCUAACAUAUAGUCAAGAACUGUUUUUUUUGCUUGAUCAGGAUCACCCUGUAGUUGUGGUUCUUUAGAUGAACUGAACAGGCAUAAUAGAUCCGAUUCUUUUAUUCACUUUGGAAUUAGUGAAAGAGCUCUCAGAUCUUGCUGUUUACAUACCUGGAGGGGGUUCAGAAAAUUUGAAUUGGUGGGUGUUGUUUUUUCUUUGGCCCAAAAGAUUCUUCGUGGGAAUAUCUUGGGGGGCUGGACAGAGAGUACUCCCAUG